AUGCUCACGACAAGAAUGCCGCAUUUCACGCUGGUACUGCCCCCCGCACUGAGUGGGCAGGAGGACGCGGUGCUGCUGCGCCACGCACUGCAGUGCGGCACCAAGCAGUGGGGCGAGCUGGGGAGGAGCGGGCAGCUCAAGAGGAGCAACAAGUCGUGCUGUAACCGCUACAUCUUCCUCCGAAGGAAGUUCAGUGACCACUUUCGCCAGCACUUCCUCCAAGAGCACCUCCAAGCCAUUGGACGCCCCCACCACUUUUCGUUUCACCGAGACUGUCAGCCGCUGCUCUGCCAGGAUUUCAGUCAGCAGCAGCAGCAGCAGCAGCAGCAGCGUUUGGAGGGCGAGGGUGCAGGUGCAGUGACGUUGGGAGGGCUGUCGUUGGACGAGUGCAUGAUGGUGUUCUUCGCCCCCAAUGCACGCCGCCCACCAGCCCCAACCAACCUCUUAUCUCUCGCUACCCCUCCUGCUUCCCACGCUCCUCCUCCUGCUCCCCCCGCUCCCCCCGCUCCUCCUCCUGCUCCCCCCGCUCCUCCUCCUGCUCCCCCCGCUCCUCCUCCUGCUCCCCCCGCUCCUCCUCCUGCUCCCCACGCCCCUCCUCCCACUUCUCGCACCGCGGCCUUCUCUGCUGAGCCUGCUUGUAUCACCAACUUCCCGUUCCCCCAUGAUGCCUUCCCGGUCGCAGCGGCCUCCGACGCCGCUGGUCUGCGUAGUCCCUUGAAGCGACCACGCAGCGAGUGCCCAGGGCUGGGGGUAGACCAGCCACUGCUGGAUGCACGUGAGAACGGGUUGCUGCGAGACGGGUUUCUGCGAGGCGGGUUUCUGCGAGGCGGGGAGGUGUGUAGCAUGGAGCGCUACGGUCAGUCAGUGGCGGAGCAGUUCCAGCAGCACGGGGAGAGCAGCUGCAUGCAGGCAGCUGAAAACGCCCUUCUGGAUGCCCUGCUGCUAGGGGAGGACCACCAGCAGCAGCAGCAGCAGCAGCAGGGAGGAAGGAGGAACAGGGCGCAGCGGGUGUUGUGGCCGCGCAUUGGGUCGGAGAGUGCUCUUCCAGACGACGUGCUGCUGGGAUGCACCAGCGAGGGCCCUGCUGUCAUGCACCUCAGCAACGCCAACAGCAACGACAACCAUGCUCUCUUUCUUGACAUUGACCCGCCCAUGGCUCACCUGUUGCUGGGUGGGCGUGCCCUCACCGUGCCCUUUACCAGUGGGUCUCAGCAGCAGGUGCUGGCAGCAUCUGGUGCUGCUGGGGCAGCCCUGCCCGAGUGGAUGGUGGAGCAGGGAGGGAUCGGGGAGGCAGGCGCUCAGCCACACAGGCAGCAGCAGCAGUAG
This is a messenger RNA of Closterium sp. Naga37s-1, 1326 nucleotides long. NCBI's taxonomy places the organism in Eukaryota, Viridiplantae, Streptophyta, Zygnematophyceae, Desmidiales, Closteriaceae. The record is from the annotation of a GenBank genome assembly.